Durio zibethinus is the source of this 2150-nucleotide messenger RNA. The record is from RefSeq and is a predicted model, not a curated record. Lineage: Eukaryota; Viridiplantae; Streptophyta; Magnoliopsida; Malvales; Malvaceae.
UCACUGCGGAGUUCGUGUAAUAUCGGAAUCCGCAAUGGAAGAUGAAGAGAAUAUAUUUACCUUCCUCCUCUUCCCUUCCUCGUCCUCCACCACCUUCCACCGCCAACGCUCCUACCGACUUCCUCCUCCUAUGGCGCUACCAGAUUUUCGACCCGGAUAGCGACAUAAUUUCCUACUGGAACCAUGUGUUCUUGAUCAUUUGCAUUAUGGCUCUGUUCAUAGACCCUCUCUACUUCUUUCUCCCUUAUGUUGGAGGCCCUGCAUGCUUGGAAUCCGACGCCAAUAGGGUUGUCAUCACGGUUUUGAGGUCUAUGGCUGAUUUUUUAUACCUUUUAAAUAUGCUCAUGAAGUUUAGAACCGCAUUUGUCGCGCCAAAUUCCAGGGUUUUUGGAAGGGGUGAGCUUGUUAUGGAUGCGAAGGAGAUUGCAAUGCGGUACUUGAAGUCCGAUUUUCUCAUUGAUCUUGCAGCUACCCUACCACUACCUCAGUUUGUCAUCUGGAUUGUGAUUCCAACCGCAAGAAGCUCCAGAACUGAUCAUGCCAACAACACUGUUGCUCUUAUUGUUCUCCUUCAAUAUGUUCCAAGGUUGUUCAUUAUUUUCCCUCUUAAUCGAAGGAUCAUUAAAAGUACAGGAGUUGUUGCUAAGACUGCUUGGGCAGGAGCUGCAUACAAUCUUCUUCUUUAUUUACUUGCCAGUCACGUAUUAGGAGCAAUAUGGUAUUUGUGUUCCAUAGCAAGGCAAUUUUCCUGCUGGAAAACGGAGUGUGCAAGAGAGAAUGCCUUAAAUUUAUCUUGCAUCCCAAGUUUCCUAGAUUGUAAUAGCUUGUCAGCACCUGAGAGGCAAUAUUGGGCAAAUAUUACUAAUACACUUGCUAACUGUGACGCCAGGAACAACGAUAUUGAUUUCAAAUUCGGAAUGUUUGCAGAUGCUUUUACUAAUGAUGUUGCUUCCAAGAACUUUGUUAUAAAGUACUUGUUUUGUCUUUGGUGGGGUAUAAAAAAUCUAAGUUCAUAUGGGCAAAAUUUGGAGACAACCAUAUAUAUUUGGGAGAAUCUGUUUUGCAUUUUUAUAUGUAAUUUUGGAUUGAUUCUGUUCUCACUGUUGAUUGGCAACAUGCAGACGUCUUUCCGAUCAAUGACAGUAAGGAUCGAGGAAUGGAGAGUUAACCGAAGAGAUACAGAGGAAUGGAUGACGCAUCGUCAGUUACCUGAGGAUUUGCAAGAACGUGUUCGCCGGUUUGUUCAAUACAAAUGGCUUCCUACGAGAGGAGUUGACGGAGAAUCUAUAUUACAAUCAUUACCUUUGGAUCUUCGUCGCGAAAUUCAACGCCAUUUAUGCAUUUCCCUUGUUCGACGUGUUCCAUUCUUCUCACAAAUGGAUGAUCAACUUCUUGAUGCCAUAUGCGAGCGUCUUGUCUCAUCUUUGAGUACUAAAGGCAACUAUAUUGUCCGAGAGGGUGAUCCAGUCAAUGAGAUGUUAUUUAUCAUUAGAGGGCAACUUGAGAGCUCUACAACCAAUGGAGGAAGAUCAGGGUUCUUCAAUUCCAUCACCCUUAGGCCAGGUGACUUCUGUGGAGAGGAACUGUUGACAUGGGCCUUGAUGCCAAACUCUAGUCUGAAUCUACCCCUUUCAACCAGGACAGUCAAAGCCGUUUCUGAAGUUGAAGCUUUUGCACUCCAAGCUGACGACCUACAAUUUUUCGCACAUCAGUUCAAACGACUUCAAAGUAAACAGCUCCAGCAUGCCUUUAGGUACUAUUCUCACCAAUGGAGGACAUGGGGUGCAUGCUUCAUACAAGCAGCCUGGAGAAGGUUUAAAAAGAGAAAGAUGACAAAAGAGUUGAUUGCAAGAGAGGGUAAUUUUUACUACUUGUCAUUACCUGACCAAGAGAAUUACUUCAUUGAUGACAUGAAAGAUGGACUACAUUACGAUGGGGAAGAGAAAAUUGGGAUGACAACCACAGAUAGCCCAAACAGUUAUCAGCAUAUUGGAGCCACAAUUUUGGUAUCAAAGUUUGGCAAUACUAGAAAAGGGUCUAACAAUCCUAAGGUUGUUGUGAUUGAUUCUCCUUCUAACAGUUUAAAGAUGCCCAAGUUGUUUAAACCAGAUGAGCCUGAUUUCUCCCUAGACCAUAUUGAAGAUGUAUAA